AGCCAGGUUUUCACCAUUGUCUGUGAUAACUGCCAGGUCAAUGACCUUACACUGACAGGAUAUGGACAAGUUGUGGGGUUAGAGCUGGUUUCUAUCAGUGAAGGUAAAAACACUUCAUGUCCUGAUGAGCUUACUGAUGUCAAAGCCGAACAUUUAAUACUUUUUCCCAGUACAAAUUUACAUUCCACGGUGCAAAAGAGCAUCGUUAUUAGAAACACAACGCAUGUGGAGCUUCCAUUCUACUGGCAGAUUAUGAAGCCAUAUUUACAAGAUUUACAACCAGGAGAAGCUGUGGAUAUGGCGCAGAUUAGGAAUAACAUUGAUGCAAAUACUGCUUUCAUGAUUAGCCCCACGCAAGGUGUACUGCAG
Molecule: messenger RNA, 369 nt
Organism: Staurois parvus
Lineage: Eukaryota; Metazoa; Chordata; Amphibia; Anura; Ranidae
Source: the annotation of a GenBank genome assembly